Xiphias gladius (swordfish) is the source of this 5018-nucleotide messenger RNA. Its product is annotated as SH2B adapter protein 2. Bases 233 to 2308 code for a protein of 691 amino acids. Gene Ontology annotation, molecular function: transmembrane receptor protein tyrosine kinase adaptor activity. The transcript is spliced from 9 exons. The record is from RefSeq and is a predicted model, not a curated record. Gene Ontology annotation, cellular component: plasma membrane. Gene Ontology annotation, biological process: antigen receptor-mediated signaling pathway; intracellular signal transduction. NCBI's taxonomy places the organism in Eukaryota, Metazoa, Chordata, Actinopteri, Istiophoriformes, Xiphiidae.
UCCGUGGGCAGCGGAGCAGAAGGUGCAGCUCGCACAGUGCUCCGAGCGCAGAGAUGGAGGGAGAGCCGAGCGGCUGCGAGCGCGUCUAAACCGGAGAGAGAGAGGGACAAACCAUGUUUGACCCUGAAAAGUGAACAUCUUCACCGCAGAGCCAGGCUCGUCUCGGAGACCCCAGCGCCAUGAAAGCAGUCCUGCAUUGAGCCUCUCCUUGGUGGGUUGGCAUGGCCCAGUGAUGAACGGAGCGGUGGUGCCCGGUAGCCCGGAGCUCUCCUCCUCGUGCCCACUACCUGACUGGCGAGAGUUCUGUGAGCUUCAUGCUCGAGCCUCGGCUGCAGACUUUGCUGACAAGUUCCAGCGCUUCCUGUCAGAGAACCCGUGCUACGACUCGCCCGGGGCAGAUGCCAGCUUCUCACAGCACUUUGCCCACCACUUCCUGGAGUGCUUCUCUGCAGCGCUGACCCAGGCCCGGGAGAACCAAGCGACCUCGCCGGGGGAGGACGGCUCCAACGCGGCACCCAAGUACAGCAUUGUUCCUUUCCUGGGAAUCCAGGGCUGCCCACUGUCCUACGGUCACGACCUCUACCAGAGACGCAAGGACGCCGGGGCUUCAAGUGAAUCCCUGGACAGUAUGGACAGCGGAGGGGGCGGGAUAGAUGGCGGAGGCAAUGGCACCACUGCCUCCCGAGGCUCCCAGCCAGCCCACAAAGUUUCUGCUCUGGGACAGUCCCGCAGCUCAGAGGACGUGUCGGUCAGUCACCCAAAAGCUCGCUUCAAGAAGGGCUUCUCCCUGAGGAACAUGAGCCUGUGUGUGGUGGACGGGGUGAAGGAGAUGUGGCACCGACGGGCCUCCCCUGAGCCCGACGCUCCCUCUGGAGCCAGAAAGGCUAACGGGGGAGGAGGAGGAGGAGGAGGGGGCGAGACUGCAGGGGGAGAGAAGUGGUCCCAAAAGCUGCGGCUUCCCAGGGGUUCCCAGGGCCACAAGGCUGAGCUGCUGGAAAUCCAGAGGGAGGGAGCACUGAGGUACAUGGUGGCUGAUGACACAAACUGUAUGGGCGCAGCACAGUGGCAGAAGUGCCGCCUGCUGCUGAGGAAGGCGAAGAGGGAGGAAGGAGGGGAGAGGUUCCUGCUGGAGUUCUACGUACCACCCAAGUCCUCAAAGCCCAAAGUGAGCAUCCCUCUAUCAGCCAUCGUGGAAGUGAGGACCACCAUGCCGCUGGAGAUGCCUGACAAGGACAACACCUUUGUUCUUAAAGUGGAAAACGGGGGAGAGUACAUCCUGGAAACCAUUGACUCGCUGCAGAAAAACUCCUGGGUUGCUGACAUCCAGGACUGCACAGACCCGGGUGACAGCGGCGAUGAUAUCGAGCUGGCGUCCUGUCCUCACGGUCAGGCCUCCAAAGACUGCUCCAUGGUGGCCUCUUGCAGCUGUGAGCUGCUGUCUGAGGGUGUGUAUCGUGCUCCGGAGAGGUCAUGUCCUACAGCAGCGGAGCAUUACAGCGCCCCCUCAGUCCGUUGCAGGGAACCCCCCUUCACCCAGCACCCCUCUCACAUGCCUUUAGAGCGCUUCCUCCAGUCCCCAGAGGCCCAGGGCUCCAACUCUUCUGCUGGUGGCAGUGAAGGAGCGAAAGACUCAGAGGGCGAUGCCAGCUUGGUGGGUUACCCGUGGUUCCAUGGCACGCUGUCUCGCGUGCGUGCAGCUCAGCUGGUGCUUGCAGGCGGGGCCAGGAGCCAUGGGCUCUUUGUGAUUCGUCAGAGCGAAACACGGCCGGGCGAGUACGUCCUUACCUUCAACUUCCAGGGAAAAGCCAAGCAUUUGCGCUUGUCGGUGAAUGAGAACGGGCAGUGCCACGUCCACCACUUGUGGUUCCACACUGUGUCGGACAUGUUGAGACACUUCCACGCCCACCCCAUCCCCCUCGAAUCUGGAGGCUCAGCCGACAUCACAUUGCGCUCCUAUGUACAAGUGCAGCGAAGCUCCGCCACAGAUGUGACCGUGCCUCCAGUCCUCACCCCACCCAGGGAAGCCGGCUGCCGGAUAGAUUCAGCCCAGCCAUCCCUCCACCCUUCUGGAAUCACAGCGCCUGCAGGGCCUCCUCCUGAAACGCCGCUUUCCUCAAGCACCUCCUCGUCACCCACCACCCUUCCCUCCCUCUCCCGCAGUGACCCAGGUACUGGAGGAGGAUUACAGAGCCGGAGCAACAGCUCUGAGCGCCUGCUGGAGGCUUCUAGUGGUGCAUCUGAGGACUACCACGACGCUGAUGGGACUCGCAGGGCCCGAGCUGUGGAGAACCAGUACUCUUUCUACUAAACCACGCAGGGCAGGGUUCAGUCGUGUAUUUUCCGGACUGGAUGAGAUGCAGAAAGAUGGAGGUGACAUGGGACGCUCUGCUAAUGAUGAAAAUGGUCCAAAUCACUGGAUCACCCAUUGUUUUGAUUCUGUGUUUUUGUUUCAAGGCAAUUUCCUGUUUCUCUGAUUUGAAAAAGGAGGUGAGAUCAUACCGAGCCAUGUGUUGACGCUGAUAAAUCCCUCAAGCUCAUUGUUUCAGACUCCGUUGUCAAGGAUGUGAGUAAAAAGACAUACAGAGGGCAACAGGUAGACAAGGAGAGGUUGAGAUGGAGAGGGAGAUUAGACCUAGAUGUAGAAUAUGGAAUGGAGAAGAUAAGUGUAGGCGGAGAAAGAAAGAUGUCAUCCAGUGGAGUCACGUGGCUUUGAUUCACCUCUUCUGACCACUUCCUGUUCACCCUUGCCCACAGUUCCCUGUGUCACUAUCCCGCUGAAGGACUGAGAGUUUGAAAUGACCCCGAAGAAACAGUCCCUCCCUUCAGAGCUCCACCGAGCUCCCGAGAGCAUCCCAUUAAUGUUUGUAAAGCUGCUCUGAGUCUGUCCCGGAUAUCCUCGCUGUCCCUGCGGGGUUUCCCUACAAAGUCCUGCUCUGGGUCUCUGCUCUAAACUAACAUCAGUACAGCAAUCAUGGGUGUGUGUUAGCUCGGAGAUGUUUUUCAUAAACGUGUACAGCCUAAAGGGUCUUAGUGCCUGACAAUUACCUUGGAUUUGAACGGACUGUUGCCUAUAGUGAUUAGGAGGAUGUUGUUGACAUUAUCACAACAGCCCAAAAAUUAAAUGCAGGUGGUUAUUUUACUGUCAGUUUCUGCUUAAAACAUACUGAACACGCAUAUCUCUGAAUACUGAAAUGGUUUCGUUCUCAGUUUUAUUGGUGGCUGCAACUUACACACAGGGGGUCAUAUGUUGUGUUACAGAUCAGUUUCAAAAUGUUGAAAUGGAAGAUGAACAACACAAGUUCAGUCUUUUCAAAUAUGGCAGGGUGGCUCCCAUUUUGGCGUCAUAUUUGGUUAUUUCUAUGAGUGUGUGGUGGUGUAUUAGAGUCCAAAUGUUUUUCAAUGAUCUGUGUGCUACAAAUGUGUUUCUAAAACAUGGUUUCCCUCCAGGCUCCCUCCGUCUGGUGCUGGUUCUGUAUUCAAGCUCAUCAUAUCGAUAACAUGUAGAUUAGAUAUACUGUUAAUAUUGGAGUUCACUUUUAAGUAAUGCCUUGAAAAUAUUAUUAUACCAAAUCCAGCAGAGGGAGGAACUUGGGACUUGUUUUUCAGAGGGGUUACAGUAUCUAGUACUGUUUGUGCAGCCUGCAGGUGAACCUGUGGGUGUGUACUGGAACGGUACAGUUUGUAAAAUAAAGGGGUACUAGAUGGCCAUGCUUGAAUAGAAAAGAAGUACUUUAUGCUUACACAGUACUGAGAUUAGGCGGGUUUUUUUGGUAAUAAAUCAAAAGAAAGCCUAAUUUUCACACAACCAAAAUAUUUGUUACUGUAAGAACUGACACCUAAAUAUUUAUUGUAAUACAAAAUAUCAGUUAAAAUAUCCUCUUAAAGGAAAAGUUAGACAUUUUGGAAAAUACGCUUAAAUUAAAUGAUUAAACGUGAACAUUGAUACCACUCUCAUGUCUGUAACAAAUAUGAAGCUAUGCUGCCGGCAGCCGGCUAAUUUACCCUAGAUUAGCAUACAGAGUGGAACAGUGGAGUCAGCUAGCCUGGCUCUGUUUCACAGUCAACAAAAUCCGUCCACCGGCUCCUCUAAAGCUCACUAGUUACGAUGUAUCUAAUUUGUUUAGUCCGUAAAAAUGACAAAUCCCUAUUUAAUGGGGGGUUAUGUGCAAGACCAGCCCUUGGUUGGGACCAGUUGCUAGGCAGCCAGCGGAGACUCCCUUGUAUGAAUCGCCUCGUAAAACGGUGACUACACUUUCAUUUUUGCACUAAUUAAACAAACAAGACAUAAUAUGUUAAUUAGUGAGCUUUAGAGACGCUAGUAGGUGGAUUUUAUUACUUUUAGAGAGAGCCAGGCUAAAUUAGCCAGCUGCAAGCGGUAGCUUCCUAUUUACCGUACCCACGUUAGUGUGGCAUUAAUCUCCCUAUCCAUCUCUCAGCAAGAAGACAAAUAAUCGAAAUUCCCAAAAUGUUGAAAUUUUUCCUUCAAAACCCAUUAGAUACGUCUGAAAACAUAAACACACACACACACACACCCUUCAAAUCAUUGCAGGCAGGCAGGCAGCAAGCAGCUCCUGUAUUUCAAACGUAUGCAACACUUUUGUUCAGUCGGAAUAAACAUAUCAAGCAUAUGAAUAUGUCAAGCAUGGCCAUUUAGCUUCGAAGGUGAAGGUUCAAGUUCAGUCGUGGGACGGACGGAGCAGUUCAUGUGCCAAUUUGAAUCCUAUUUUUGAAGCAUAUUUAUUUCUCAGCCGUUGUAAAUUACAUUUUUCCUAUUGAGUCUUAUUUAUGUACAACUGAUUUUCUUCUUCUUGAUGAAACAUCCUCAGUAGAACCUGUCAGUCGCCACAGUCCAUCUCACCUAUCACAGAUUUGCUUGUGUCUCCCUUUUAUUUUCUUAACACUUCUUAAAGCUAAAUCUUCUGUUGUCUGACUGAGUUUUGAAGAGUCUGUGCAAUUUUGUACAAAGUGAUGUACUUGACAUACUACUUUAUAUUUCUGUGAAUAAAAUGUGAACAAAC